AUGAUCUCCAAAUCAAAUUCUCAGUCAUCCAGCUCAACAAUAUCAAGAACAAGAAGAAGGACCACCACCACCACCAGGAGCAGCACCGACAAAAACUACAUCAAAGCCUCUAUCAAGGAUCGUAUUAGUGAGAAUGAUGAUUUGGGAUUAUCACUAAGGUUACACACAACGUCAAGUACUCCAAGUGAUGCACCUCAUCAAGAUCCAGACAAAGAACAAUUAAUAGUGGCUUCUUCUUCUUCGUCGUCACUGCAACAAAACCAGUUCAUCAUCAAUCAGAUUCAUCAUCAUCAUCAUCACUUGCCUGAUUCUUCUUCGAAUUCUCAUCAUCCUCAUGCUGCGACGUCGUCUACUCCAAAUAGAAAGGCUAGGGUUUGUGUUAGAGCAAGAUGUGACACAGCCACUAUGAAUGAUGGGUGCCAAUGGAGAAAAUAUGGGCAAAAAAUUGCUAAAGGAAAUCCAUGUCCCCGUGCCUAUUAUCGAUGCACUGUAGCUCCAGGAUGCCCUGUAAGGAAGCAGGUACAAAGAUGCAUAGAGGACAUGUCGAUCCUGAUUACAACGUACGAAGGGACACAUAAUCAUCCUCUGCCUGUAGGUGCAACAGCCAUGGCGUCUACUGCUUCAACAGCAGCUUCCUUCAUGUUACUUGACUCUUCAUCAUCAUCACAACCUAAUUAUAGUAACACUUUCGUCUCUUCAAGUAACUUCACAACCCUAAACCCUAAUCUUCAUCAUCAUCCUAAUUCUAAUUCUAAAGGAGGGCUUGUGUUCGAUCUCACCAACAACCCUGCUAAUGAUAAACUGCGUUUUCCUUCCAUCAACCGUCACCAUUUUCUCGGAUGUCAAGCAGAUCAGUCUUGAAAACGUUUCCUCAGCCCUAGGGUAUGUAGUUGAGAGAGGUGAAGAAGAUGAUGAUGAGUCAGCUGAUCUAUGUCUAGGGUUGAUAAAGAGAGCCAUCCUUUUAGUACCUUAGGAUCUUCGUCCUCCUUUUGGUCCUAGGAAGUAGGGAUGAAUCGUCUCUAGCUCAACCAUGGAGUUAAGCUUAUAUAGGUUUACAAAAAGUUGAGUGAAUAUAGAAAGAAUAUACAGUAAAAUGGUAUGUAAAAGUUUGGAUUAUAUAGAGCACAAUGCGCCAGUGUGGCACUGGCAGGACCGGAUUGAUUGAUAUUGGUAAAUGUUUUUAUAUAUAUGUGUGCGCGCGCGCGCGCGCAUAUAUAUUGAUUGAUUAUUUUUUAUAAUAUUCCUUUUCUGUU
Molecule: messenger RNA, 1253 nt
Organism: Prosopis cineraria
Lineage: Eukaryota; Viridiplantae; Streptophyta; Magnoliopsida; Fabales; Fabaceae
Product: probable WRKY transcription factor 9
Exons: 4
Coding region: 1-861 (286 amino acids)
Biological process (GO): regulation of DNA-templated transcription
Molecular function (GO): sequence-specific DNA binding; DNA-binding transcription factor activity
Source: RefSeq, a predicted model, not a curated record